Sapajus apella (tufted capuchin) is the source of this 16550-nucleotide messenger RNA. RefSeq names its product regulatory factor X3 (gene RFX3). Gene Ontology annotation, molecular function: DNA-binding transcription factor activity, RNA polymerase II-specific; RNA polymerase II cis-regulatory region sequence-specific DNA binding. The transcript is spliced from 19 exons. The record is from RefSeq and is a predicted model, not a curated record. Gene Ontology annotation, cellular component: nucleus. Lineage: Eukaryota; Metazoa; Chordata; Mammalia; Primates; Cebidae. Gene Ontology annotation, biological process: regulation of transcription by RNA polymerase II. The coding region runs from base 7536 to 9839 and encodes 767 amino acids.
CACCCCUCCCCGUGCGAGUGUCUCCCUCUCCCUCUCGCUCUCUCUCUCUCUCUCUCUCUCCCUCUCUCUCUCUUUUGUGAGUUAUAGCAACCGUUGCCUUGUGAAUCAAGCGCCAUAGUCACCGUAGUCCUGGCGACUGUUACCCAUCAACAACAACUACUCCUCUCCUCCUCCUCCUCCUCCUCCUCUUCCUCCUCCUCCUCCUCCCCACCACCACCAUCUCCAUCACCCACCAACAACACCACAAUAAUCCACAGCCAAGUGUGUGAUUGCUAAUGUAGCCAUGAAAAGGAGAUUAAUUCAGAUACAUUCACAACCUGAAACAAGAUGCUUCCAUCAAAAGAAUCAGAUCCUCAUAUAGCUGCUGGAGCUGGGAGUGGAACUACAGUCUUUGACAGCAAUAAGCUGUAAAUAUACACACAUGCUAAUACCCUUGAUUUGUUCAUCUUUUGUGUCAGCAUUUGGAAAAGAUUGUUAAAGUGGCAGUUAUAGUAAGACUGGCAAUUACAGUAAAGAGCAGAAAUUAGGUAUUUGUGACCUAUUAUAUUUCAUUAAAAGACUUCCUUAUUAAAAUGGCACUGCUCACUCUGAUUACUUGACAGCUGCCCUAAACAGAUUAGAAAAUACACAGCUUCAACUAAAGGUAAAUCAGCCUCUUUAAGCAAGCUUAUGGCAUAGAACAAGUAAAUGGUAUAGUGUAUGCAAUUUUUUUUGUGACAAAUUUGCUUGAGGUAUAGAUGUUUAUCAGUGAUUAAGUGAUAUAUUCGUUCAUAUUCCUAUAAUAAUAGUUUGCUCACAGUGACAUUUCCCGUGGAGAUAUUUUCAUAACACCCAUCUGAUAUAUGAGCUCCUACUAGCGGACCUUAUUAUGAGGCAUCAUAAUUCAAGAGAUCUGCAUGGCUUCAAAGAAUCUUUUUCUUGCUAAGUGAUGAGUUACAGCUCCAAUUCAAUGUAAAUACUUUCUUUACCAGGCAAAAUUCUAAUUUUUGGAAGUUUCGCCUUGAGGUUAUCAGUUUUUUUCUUUACCAUUUAAUAAUCCAUGGGAGCCACUGUGAAUGUAAUACUUGAAUUUGGGGCUCACUUUCAGAACAUUGAAUUUUUUUUUUUUUUUUAGAGAAGAAUUCCUUGUGGUACUUGUUACCUUCAAGAUAUUUCUGUUUACUUUGUUACGUAGUACAGUGACUUGUAUAGUGACUUACAUAGUGACUGUGUAGCACUUUAUAGAAAAAUCCUGCCUAUCAGUUAUUCUGAUAGUAGUUUAGCAGUUAAGUUGCCAGACUUGGUACAUAUUGUAACGUUUCAAGACUUUGACCUUAUAUUUGACAUCAUGAGGAAUGGCAUAAACAACUGUAGAUCAGCCUGUGAGUAUCAAAUCACAGCAUGCUCUUGAAGACACAAACACAGGUUCACUAUGAAGCAGAUUUGUGGAAAGCUUACCUCCUGCAAACUAAUCUUGAAUGUAGAUUUUUGUCAGGACUGUCACAGCGUUAAUAGCAGGCUGUUGUAGUAUUUGCAUGGAUUUGUAAAAUUUCCACAAAGAUGCAAACCAUGCUGUGUGAGAUGCUUGUAUGCCAGUUCCACAUACACAACUAUCUAUGACUUAUAUCUUUAGCUUAAUUUUUUUUUAAAUCUGAUGCACCUUGCAUGAGGUGUGUUAGCUUGCAAAAUUAUUAGGGAAAAAUGUGAGUUCUACUCCUUUGAAUAAGAGAUACUGGAGUUCAAACCCUGGUUUUGUCAUUUGGUAGCUAAUUAUCUUUAAAUAAAUUUCUUAACUGCUUUGAUCCCAGAUUUCUAAUGUAAAAUUGGGAAUAUUACCUACUCUGUAGGAGUUUAAAAUGAAAGAUAAAGUGAAAGGGAAAAUGAGAUAAGUGUAUAUAGAGAGCUUAACAUGAUAGCCUAGAAUUAAUACUCAAACUGUGGAAGCUGAUAUUCUUACUUCCAUCUUUCUGGCUUAGUCUUUGUGGUGAAGGAUAUGAGGAGGGUUUUGCAGGAAAGGGUAGCAGCUGAAAAUAGUAACAUGGAACUAGAUAAUUGGAAACAAAAUUGUUUUCAAAGAGGAAUGUUAUGCACUACAUAUUAAGUCAUUUUUAGUAUUGGUAAGUGAUUAAGAAUUCUUUAAACUUUUAUAAAAUGGCCUCUCAUUCAGAUUGCAGUCUUGGGGCAGGAUCUUUAAAGUUUACAGGAGCAGUUAUAGAAAAUGCACUACGAGAUGAAAUACCUACUACUUUGUACAAAGAGUGAAAUUUAAUUAAUAGAACAAGUUUAGUUAUUUUAGUAAAUAAAUACAGUGAGGCUCGUAUUAUUUAAACAGUCAGCCUGUCUUUAAAAUUUUCUUCCGUGUAAAAAUCUAUAAGAGCAGAAGUGACUAAACUGCGCGGGCUUAUGUAAACACCUUACAAUGUUGAUGUAAGAAAACUGAAAAUGAAUAUAGCUUCUGCUUAAAAGAAGUAAAGCAGCAGUGGAAUCACAAAGUUUGAUUACUUUUGGCACUUUUUGGCCUACCCCUUAAAACUAUUUAAUGUGUUCAUCAUUGAUUUACAAAAUAUGGUUUACAUUUGAGUAUAUUCUGUUGUUGCUUAAGUGAUCAUAAAGAAAGCAUUUCAUUUAACUGGAAGGUAAUAUUUUCAAAAGAAUAGAAGUGGUUUGAAAUAUAAUAAUGGUUUGCAGUGGCUAGUGUGAUUAAGUUGGUUUAGGUAGUGGUUAUCCUAUUUCAAUUCUUUGAGGAGCGUACAUCUAGCUUACCUAAGAUUAGUGAAAAGAUGAGGCAUAGAACAUACUUAACGUUGCGGUGAUAUUUUACGAGUGAGAAGAAAACCAGGCUAAAAUGAUACUUUUAGAGCCAGGGGAAACAGUAUUUAUAAAGAUAUAGUUACACAGAUACAGCCUUUCAGAUAAAACCAUUAGCUGAUUCUAGUAGUUCUGCACAUUUUAAAUGAUUUUUUUCCUUGAGCACAACUUGUGUGUGCAUAUUAAGCUGUUUAAUGACAUUUUAAAGAAUUAAAUACUGCCAAAAUAAAUACAAAAAUGUUAAAUUUCAGAGCUAAAAUACAUUCUAUUGAUAUUGCCAUUUCUUUUUACAUGAAUGAAAAUGUGAUUUAUCUUGUGUGAUACAAUAUCUGACUUAUGUAUGGUACAGUUGACCACUUGUAAAAAUGUAGAACAUAAUUGUACUUUUUAUGCUUAAUUGGAUAUCAUGUCUAGCUCGGUGAAGAUUCAUACAUUAGCUUCAUAAAUUUUCUUGCUACAUAGAAUUUUUUUUCCUAAAAAUGGAGAAGUUCUUGCCUUAUGGUUACCUUUCUUUCCUUGAUAUUCUGAGCACUUUGAAUGGUUGAAUAGGGGAAAGUAUAAUAUGUAUACAAAUACAGUAAUAUACAUAUAUAUGUAAAUACAUAUACAUAUGAAAUAAUGUGGACUUUCUUUUCAGGGCAGUGUAAAGUUAGAAUUCUUCAUAUUGACAUAAUUCCUAGGUGAGAAAAACUAAUUAAACCACCAAACUUAUCCAGACUUUCACUAUUGGUAAGGCCUUUUAACACCAAAAUGUUUUAUGCAAACCGUAUACUAUAUAUAAAUGCUUCUCAAAGUGUGAAUGGAAGACCGCUGGAGGCCUUUUUUCAAUUCCCUGUCUGUGUGAGGCUGCGUUUUCUUCAUAACUUCAGCCAAAACAGCAGAUUGAGUAUAGAACUAGUUGUUAGAAUCUGUCUUUUAUUAAGCAAGACAUUAAAGGAUUUUAUAAAAUUGUAAAACAGUUCCAUACUUAUCAAGUUUUUUUAUUUUGGAAAAUUUAUAUUAUUUUAUAAUUUAAAAAUUAACAUAGAAUGAUUACUGUUUUAAAUUAAUGCAUAUUUAUUAUAUUUCUCCAUUUGAUUUUCUAAUAAGAUGAGUAUAGAUAGAUAAAACUAAUGAUUUAAAACUGAAGCCUUAUCAGCUGCACAGAACCACUGUUGCUCAUCUCUUCUUAAUUCUGUAUUCAGAAUGUCACAUUUCUAGCUUGAAAAGUAGCUAUAUCAGGAGUAUACACAUUAGUAUACAACUUAGUAGAAACCACAAAUCUGACUUUUUUUGGUGAGGAGGGAAAGAGUGAAGAGUUGGUUGUUAAACAUUUAUUAUGACUGGUUACAUGACCGGAUAUAAUAUAUGCCAACAAAAGUUCUUUGGGAUUUUCAAAAAAAUUUAAGAUCUGAAGGGGUUCCAGGUGCAAAAAUUUGCUUAUUAUAAAAGAACUGUUGCUUAUUACUAUACUAUGCAAAUUUAACAGCAUAGUCUAUGCAAAUAUAUGAUUGAGGCAGGAUUUUCAGCCAGGACUCUGUCUCUAGGGCCACUUUACUAGUCUUUUUUGCAGUGUCUUCCAACAAAAUUAACUCCACAAAGUGAUUUGAAGUCAAAAGAUACAUGAUAUCUUUUGUUGCUCUCAUCAUACUAAGUACAUAGCUUACUUGUUAAAUGGUUCAAGACUAUCAGUAUUAUGGGGAUACAGACAAAUGGAAAGAGAAAGGGUUAUGGACUUGAGUGGUUAGGGAAACCUUCAGAGGUGAGGCAAAGCAGGACAUGGAUCUUAGAAGAUUGUUUUGGAGGUGUAUUGUCUGUGAUGAAGAGAUUGCAAACAGAAUGGCAUAGUGGCAAGUAUGAUUUUGUUAUAAAGAGUUUGAAGAGUUUGUUGGGAAAUCGUGAAGCAGAUGGAGUGAAAAGGCAAAGGCUAUGGGAUAACCAGUCAGUGUAUAUUUUUAGUAAAUGGAUUACAUAUUAAGGUGAAAGUGGUCCUUUAAGGAGAUUAAUCUGGCAGAUCUGUGUAGAAUAGAUAGAGCAGAUCGGAAUUCAGGGGAACCUCUCUCAAUCAUCUGAAAGGAAUAAUAGGGUGAAGAAUUUGGGCUUUUAAUUCAGAAAGACUGUGGUUGAAAUCCUUUUUCUGCUAGUUUUUUGCUUUUAGUUCAUGGAUAAGACAUAGAUAACAACUAGUCACUGGGGUUGUAAAUAUUACUAAAGGUGAGAAAGAGCCUAAUACAGGUUAGAUGCCUGGCACCGUCCUAGGACCCUCCUUAGCAGUUCUGUUCUAGAACUUAGUGGCAAAGGGAGAACUGAUCCUUCGUUACCUUGCAUGUGUCCUGUAGUCUGCCUUCAUUUUUCAUAUCCUAGGCUCUUUGCCAUAGCCUGCCCCAAGAUUAUUCCACAGGCAACCUUGCUCCUCCACCCCUUGCAAGCUAUCUGUUGACUAUCCUGUAGGCCUAGAGUUGAGUAUGCCUGAAUCUCCAUCUGUCAUGAGGAGUGUAGUCCAGAACUCUGCAUGGGAGUUCAGGGUCCUGGGAAUCUUCUGAAGUAGAGUCUAAAGGAUUCAGGGAGCAUGGGUCUGGGCUGUGCAGACUUCUUGCCUCCCGAGGAGGUACCUGGCCAGAGAGCCAAAGCAAGCUCUCUAAAGGGUGUGGCCCAGACCAAUGGCUUCUGUUGCCUGAGUCUCAGGGGGUGCUGAAAGGGACAUCUGACACGAGUGACAAAUGAGCAGGGUUUAUUUACUGUUGGUUAUGGGGCAUGAGAAAAUGUGAGUGAAAAAAAGAUGAAAGAUCACUGGGUUCGAGGAGAAUUAUGGAGCCACUGAGAAAGUAGGACAGUAUUUGGGAGUUGGUAGAAUGGGACCUGAAUGUAGAAUAGCCAUGUUUUGCCCCAGCACCUAAUGACCUCCUAGCACUUUACCAAGCAUCUAGUACUGACUCAGUAAAUUUUGAAAUGCAGGAUAGAUAUUUUGAAUAAUUGUGCCGGAGAUGAAAAUAGAGUCAUUGUAGAAUAUAGAUGAAAACAAGGAAAAUUAGGUCUUGUGGUUGGGGCCACUGUAGCACUUUCGAUGUUAGGUAGAUAGCAUUGAUUAGCAUGGUUAUCUGUAAGCUAUUAGUGUGUAAGGACUGUAUUAUGUAUUUAAUUUUUGUAUGUGUGACACCAAACAAACAGCUAGUCUUUCUUAGAUUAAUUGAAUAAUAUACAAGCAGGAGUUUUUAAGAAAUGAAUUGGAUUUUAAGGUUAAGAUAAGUGACAAAGACAAACUUGUAUCAUCAGUAAAGUAGUAGGCUGAGGAAGUUGUAAUCAUAAAAAAUAGAUUCUGAGCAAUUGUGGUUUUUGCUCACAAUGAGAUAGAAAACAGUGAAAGAUAAUGUUCAAAGAAUAUGUUUUAUUUGCAGCCUAUUUGGAAAGAAGUAAACACAGAUGAAUAGACUGGCCUGAAUUUUUCACUUGAUAUUUACAAGGUAGGUAGAUAUAGGGAAAGGUAGUAGGGGAAAAUGAUUGGAAUUAAAGGAGUAGGUUGAAUUAUAAACAUUUAACUGCAGAUAUGUUUGACUCACGUUGCUCAAAAUUGUUAAGAAGUAUUGUAUAGUCACUUAAUAAUAUGUGUACUACAAAUAAUGCCUCAUGUCAGAAAAUGUAUUUUAUAAUGACAGUUAAGUAAGAAAAUAUGGGAAUAUGAUUAAAAUUGCCAGGUUCUUUUUGAGAAUUCAAGUGUGUUAAUUAUUGUAGAUUAUUGCAUUUUUGCUGUAUCUGAUUUGUUAUCACUUAAAUACACAGCAAACACCUGUGAUUGUUUUAGUGAUCCUUGUCUUGUCUUCUUCAAGUAAUCCCAAAUUUGUGUAUUUAGACUGUUGCCUAUUCAUAUAUACUCAGCUGUGCUUGUUUGCUUUGUUACUUUUCUAUGUCUAAUGGCCAAUAUAAAAAUUUAUGGCAACUGUCACUUAAUGUCACCUUUACCUUUAAAGAAAAAAAGAUAAAACCAAAUCGUGCCAGGUAACUAUGAUGCUCUUUAUAGUUAACUAAAUGAUCAGAUAUACUUUGUAAUAAGUUUAUCUCUGAUAUCAUGGGCCAAAUUUAGGGAACAUAUAUAAGCACAUACAUGUAGGUAUAUUUGUAUAUUAUUGCUACUCCACAUUUACUUUAUUAGCCAAUAAAAAGUAUUAGUUUAAAAAUAAACUUGUAUAUUCUUCUUCCUUGAACAAAAGAUCUUUCUUUUAAAAAUUUCCAUAAAGCUAAAUUAUUUUUAAGAAAUUAGCAAAUGCAUGUCAGCUGCUAAACCAUUCUCACUUUUGCUUCUCUGCAAGAAAUUAGCACAGUGAUUUUCAGAAUUGUUUGCUCUUUCAUCUUCAUGGUUUAAAAGUACAUGUUCUUUUAAAGAACGCUUUUUUCUCAGAUUUCCCGAUUUAUUUUUCUUGUUAUUAGGAUACUGUGAUUAUUCUUUGAAUUAUAAUUCUUUGAAAACUAAAAAUUCUCUUAUGUAAAAUCAAAAACGGUGUCUUUUUUGGCUAAAUCAGAAACAUUUAAAAAUAUCACUGCAUUCAGUGAAGAAAUACUUUUAAAAUAAUUCAGUUAUUUAAUUAAUAUAAUUAAUACUUAUUUACAAACUUAAUAAUUUUAAAUAAUCACGUGACUUCUGCAUAUCAAAUAAUUCAUUUAUAAUGUGAACUAAUUGUUCUUGCUUUUAAUAUUUUAGGCCACUUGGUCAUUCUGGCAUUUUAUGGUAGAGAAUACAUUGAGUUUGGCUCAUGGAAAGAAUAUGAGAGACCAUCAUGCAGACAUCAGAGACUGGAUCAGACACAGGUUCAACAGUGACUUUACAAACAUCUGUGGCUAGUCAAGCAGCAGUGCCUACGCAGGUGGUACAGCAAGUACCAGUACAACAACAGGAUAUAGAAUUGGGUUGGGCAGCGGAUGUGCUGGAAUUGUCUUUUUCUUUUGGGGUACAGCAGGUACAGACUGUGCAGCAGGUACAACAUGUCUAUCCAGCUCAGGUGCAGUAUGUGGAAGGAAGUGACACUGUCUAUACCAAUGGAGCAAUCCGAACAACAACUUAUCCUUACACAGAGACGCAGAUGUACAGCCAAAACACUGGAGGGAAUUACUUUGAUACUCAAGGUAGUUCCGCACAGGUGACUACUGUGGUCUCAUCCCACAGUAUGGUGGGCACUGGUGGGAUUCAGAUGGGCGUCACAGGAGGACAACUCAUCAGCAGCUCUGGAGGAACCUAUCUGAUCGGCAAUUCAAUGGAGAAUUCUGGUCACUCAGUGACACACACAACUCGGGCCUCCCCAGCGACAAUUGAAAUGGCGAUUGAGACGCUGCAAAAGUCUGACGGUCUGUCCACUCACAGAAGCUCUCUUCUCAACAGCCAUCUCCAGUGGCUGUUGGACAAUUAUGAGACAGCAGAAGGAGUGAGCCUUCCCAGAAGCACUCUAUACAACCACUACCUUCGACACUGUCAGGAACACAAACUGGACCCAGUCAAUGCUGCCUCUUUUGGAAAAUUAAUAAGGUCAAUUUUUAUGGGGCUACGAACCAGGAGAUUGGGCACUAGAGGAAACUCCAAGUACCACUACUAUGGGAUUCGUGUCAAGCCAGAUUCCCCUCUUAAUCGUCUGCAAGAAGACAUGCAGUAUAUGGCUAUGAGACAACAACCCAUGCAACAGAAACAAAGGUACAAGCCUAUGCAGAAAGUGGAUGGGGUUGCAGAUGGUUUCACAGGAAGUGGUCAACAGACAGGCACAUCUGUUGAGCAAACUGUAAUUGCCCAAAGCCAACAUCAUCAACAGUUUUUAGAUGCAUCUCGAGCACUUCCAGAGUUUGGAGAAGUUGAAAUCUCUUCUUUGCCAGAUGGUACUACCUUUGAGGAUAUCAAGUCACUGCAGAGUCUUUAUCGAGAGCACUGUGAGGCAAUAUUGGAUGUUGUUGUGAAUCUUCAGUUUAGCCUGAUAGAAAAAUUGUGGCAAACAUUCUGGCGCUAUUCUCCCUCUACUCCAACUGAUGGCACUACCAUUACCGAAUCGAGCAAUCUGAGUGAAAUAGAAAGUCGACUUCCGAAAGCAAAGCUGAUAACUCUGUGCAAACAUGAGUCUAUCCUGAAAUGGAUGUGUAACUGUGACCAUGGGAUGUACCAGGCUUUGGUGGAGAUUCUCAUCCCCGACGUCCUUAGACCUAUUCCUAGUGCCUUGACCCAAGCCAUUCGAAAUUUUGCAAAAAGCCUUGAAGGUUGGCUUUCCAAUGCCAUGAACAAUAUUCCACAGAGAAUGAUACAAACCAAGGUUGCCGCUGUAAGUGCCUUUGCCCAGACUCUGCGAAGAUACACAUCGCUCAAUCACCUGGCCCAGGCAGCUCGUGCAGUGCUUCAGAACACUUCCCAAAUCAACCAGAUGCUCAAUGACCUCAACCGUGUCGACUUUGCCAAUGUCCAGGAGCAGGCUUCCUGGGUGUGCCAGUGUGAUGACAACAUGGUUCAGAGACUAGAAACAGACUUCAAGAUGACUCUUCAGCAGCAGAGCACCCUGGAGCAGUGGGCUGCAUGGCUUGACAAUGUGAUGAUGCAAGCACUAAAACCCUAUGAAGGAAGACCCAGUUUUCCUAAAGCCGCCAGGCAAUUUCUGCUAAAAUGGUCUUUCUACAGCUCAAUGGUUAUUCGGGACUUAACCUUACGCAGUGCUGCUAGCUUUGGCUCCUUCCACCUGAUUCGUCUACUCUACGAUGAAUAUAUGUUUUACUUAGUAGAACAUCGUGUUGCUCAGGCAACAGGAGAGACUCCUAUAGCAGUCAUGGGCGAGUUUGGUGAUUUAAAUGCCGUGUCUCCUGGAAAUCUGGAUAAAGAUGAAGGCAGUGAAGUAGAAAGUGAAAUGGAUGAAGAACUGGAUGACUCUUCAGAGCCUCAAGCCAAAAGAGAGAAAACAGAGCUGAGCCAGGCAUUUCCGGUGGGCUGCAUGCAGCCUGUUCUCGAGACUGGCGUGCAGCCAAGCCUCCUGAAUCCAAUUCACAGCGAGCACAUUGUCACAAGUACUCAGACUAUCAGACAGUGCAGCGCUACGGGAAAUACCUACACUGCAGUCUAAAGAAUAUUAAAGCGUAUUUUUCCAGCUUACAUUACCCCUGUUGAUAUGGGCUUAAGUUGAAAAUUUAAUAAGCCUGAAGGUCGACUGUUGUCAAAUUCUAUCUGUGCUGAACAUUAACUUUUUGGAGUUGUGAAAUGGAAUGGGUGUGUGUAUUUUGGCAGGUCUUUUUAUUUUUAACGUAAGCAAAUUAUUUGCCUCUUAAUAAUGAAUUUUUUCCCUUAGUUUCAGGUGUCAAGAAGGAUUUUUACAACACUUAAUGUCAAUGUUUCGUUUUCUUAAAAUUAAAAAGUAAUUUACAUUUUUUGUAGCUUAAAAUAUUUUAUUGUUGAUUGUUAGUCUUGGUGUAUGAUUUCAUGUGUAAGUUUUUUAAUUAGAUGCACUUCUGUGAAAUAUCAAAAGAAAUGAAUUUUUUUGAUUUACACUGGAGGCAUGCCCAUUUGGCAGCAGAUGCAUCAAAUUUGCUUUUGAAAGGUGCUUUUCAUUGGACAGAACCAUAAGACACUAUUUUGAUAACAUUUUGAGUACGGAGAGAGAAUACAGAGCAUUUUUAUUAUAGUGCUAGAGGGUUUGGAAGGUCAUCUAUUUUUCUCUGAGGAAAAAUUGAGCUGUGCAUUUAUCAGUUCAGAGUAAAUGACAGAAUUGCAAGAGAUUAUGCUAAUAUGUACAUAAUUUGUGUACAUAAUUAUUAAACCAUGUUAACAAUGCAAGCUUCCGUUAAACAUUGAAUUUUAACUAUUAUUUGCAUACCAAUUCCUCCGUUUAAAGACUACUGAUUCUGUAUUUGGGACCACUGCACAGAUGCAUUCUGCUGUUAAGUGGGGGCUGUUAGAGUUAGAUACUGAAGCAGAAAAAAAUGACUUGACUUUUUUUUUAAGUGUACAUGCUACUUAUGCUGAGCUGGACAUACAGGAAACCAUUCCAUUUGGAUGACUUUCUUUUAUUCCAGGUCUUUUUCCUAAUAGUAGUUCAAUAUGCUGCUAUUAUAAAAGAAAAUUUAUAGAAUGCAAGGAAUGUAGCAACCUACAUAACGUUAUUUCCUUCAAAACUAUUUCCUGGUUUCUAAAAUAUGUGGAUUUAAAUUGUAAACAGAACCUGAAGGCAGUGUAACUGGCACACCUCACUGUUACUUAUCCCCGAUUCUGUAGGAUUUGGAUAGGUGGCUGGAUGGACCAUUGCCAUUGAAGAAUGUACAUCAGGGAUCAUCGUACCUCGGCUAUUACAUGGUGCCUUAAAACAGAACUGAAGCUAAGGUUUAGUAAGGUUUAUUUUGUUCAUGUGAAUAACUCUUCAAUCCAUUUGACAAAGUGUGCCUGUCAUUUUCAGAUUCCCGAAGUAAGGACAGGUGACAUGUUCUUCAAAGGAAAUUUAGGGAAAGCAAAGCAAAACAAAAAGACAAAAAUCAGUUUCCCCCUUUGAGUGACCGUGAAUCUAUUUUUUAUUCUUAGAGCUGCAUAUUUGCUUAAGGGUGUGGAAUAGCAGGCUAGUUUUAAUACCAACUUGUUACAUAAAGUCAUAUAUGUUUUAGACCAUUCUUAUCUAGUUACCGUUUUAGAAAGUUAACAGAGUAAGCAGAUACUUAUCGAAGUGCAUCUUUUCAGUCUAAAUGUUUGUCUGUGUGUCUAGGUGCCGGUGUGUCCACAUGCACACAUGAGUGCCCAUGGGGCAGGAGUCUGCUACAAAGUCAGAAGGUGAGAUCCUAGAGAGUUACACCCAGCCCUAUUUUAAUUUGCAUGAAAAGCCAAGGUUCUUUUAAGCCCUCAAAUUAUUUAAUGAUUAAAACACAAAAAGGCACAUCUGUUCAUUUAAAUAGUUGUAAAAUACUAAUCAGCAAAAAUAGAGAAUAAAGCCAAAAAAAAGCACAAAUUGAUUCACAGAUUAUUAAUGAGGCCUAUGUUAAACCCAAGAUGUUUAUCUUUUCAGUUGUAUUGGGGCAGGGGGGUGGGGGGGGUGGAAAGAAGAGGCGAGCCAGUCUGUAAAGUUAGAAAUACCAAAUGGCUUAUCGGGUAAUACACGGUGUAUUUAAGCUGUUGUUGCUUGGUUGCCUCAGACUACUCAAAUAACAUCAACAACAUUUCUUAAGUAAAAUUUAAAUAUUUAGAUGUAACUUUGAAAACAGAUCCAAAUUUUUUAUUAUACAACUCAUAUAUUUGAAAGUCUUCACUAGCAUAGUAGCAUCACCUUCAUCUAAAUAUCAUUUAAAUUGCCAUACCUCUUUUUCCUCCCAAAAAGACAAUGGAUUUGUACCAAAACACACACAAAAAAGGCAAACAAAACAUAAGCUGCAAAAGAUCAUGUAUCUACUUCAUUGUGCAUAGGAAGUGUUUACAGGUAAAAUUAAAAUCAAAAAGUGAAAAGACACUCUUCAUUUUGGCUCUCCUUUCUGAAUUUUUUCAGUUUCCUGUCUCUAUCCGCCAUCCCUUGAAUGAUACUAUGUAUUGGACCAAAUGUAUUUACUGGUUUCAUUUUGUUUAUUGGAUGACUUUAAAUGUAUUUAUUAUCAUUGUUUCCUUUAAUUUAACGUUGGAUAUAUUUGUAUCAUUAGAGGAAUCUGAUAAUAAUGGGCAAAUUUAGAUUGAUGAGACUUAGGGACUGGGGAUGCUCCAGAAUUCAACAUUUCUUCCAAUUGUUCAUGGUUCUAAAUUAGGACAGAUUAAGAACUAAUAAACAUUAUAACAUUUGAACUUGACUCAAUAAAAAUAUUCUCAUCUCCUUUAUGAAUAUUUAGGCAUAUUCUUUGUGACUACUGUAAAUAGUUUGGACCAAAACAGAAAAGAAGGCCUAUGGUUUAUGUUACUUCCAGUUAUUUGUAGUUUACAGUAAAACAUGAACACACAUACACACAAACAUUUUCAUCAAUUUAGAAUUUGAAUCGUGAAAUACAUGAGAAUAUAAAAACAUAAUUUAUACAUUUGAACAAAUUGAGCAAUGACAUUUAUUGCAUUUAUUUCCAUUUUUCCCUUUUUUCAUUCAUUGAAACUAGGUUUUCUAAAUAAUAUUAGACAGUAACACUUUCUUAAUAGAUUUAUUCACAAAUGAUACAAGUAUACAUUUUAAGGACUUCUUUGUAUUUCUUGCAAUUAUAACCAAUCACUAGUCAUGAAAUAUUAUUGUAUAAAUCAAGUGCUACACUUUCAGUGAGGAAGAAGGUUAAGGAAGUUAUGUUGGCUAUUUUCAAGUUUUAGAAAAGACAUUUUCAUAUGACAGGAUUGAGUAUCAUGGGUAUAGUUUGAUCUUGACCUGUACUUUGAAAAUCAUACCCAAAAGAUUUGCAUUCAUGAAACCAGUGAACAAUAGGGUGGAAUGGAUGAACCAUCUCCUUGGAAGACACAGGGCCCAAUUUUCAAUUUUUUCUUUGGCUAUCAAGUUGCUAGUCACUUAUUCAGGAUUUUCAUCCAAACUGUGUUUGGACUGACUGUAUAAGUCUUAACUGCCUUUUCAGAAAUCUGCUUUCCUUUUUGUGAUUUUUCUUGUACUGUAUAGCACGGUUUAUGCACCUCUCUUUAGAUGGUGUACUUUAAAAACAAAAGUAAAAUUUAGAAAAUGGUUUUAACACUGCAUACCUGAAAUUAGUAGUGUGCAACAUUGACUGCCUUUGAUUUCUAGUAGACAAGUAAAAAUGAAUACGUUCUUGUAGAAUGCUGUAAAAGUCAUUCAGGAAUGAAUGCGGUUUUAGUGCCGUAAUCAUGAAUCUUUUUAUAUGAAUGCACUGUCUAAAAGUGCUAAAUGCAUUUUCAAAUUCUUGAAAAUUCCUCAGAUGAUAUAUUUGAAAUGUCUAAAAUAAUGCUGUGCUUGAAACAUUAGUGUAAAAGAAAAAAGUGUGUCACUGUGAUGUUGGUCCUCCUUGUGUGGACACAAGUAGAAAGUAAAAACUUGGCAAUUCACCUUUGUGUACAAUUUGAGGCAGUGGUUAUAUAUAAUGAAUUGACCUUUAUUAUAACCCCUCUGCACACACAUUCUUGGUGAGAAAAUAACAGCCACCCACAAAUUAAGAUCAGAACUUUUGUGAUCUGUAUGAAUCACACUAGAACAUGGGGGAGGAGGAUUGGCAUGCAGUGCUAUUGAAAUUUGGGCUUGUUGCUAGAUCAGAACAACCUCCAUGUAUAGGGUUAGAACAAAUCAAUUAAUGGAAUCCUAGUAUUUCUGCAAGUUUGGUGAUUUUUAAAAACUGGAAUAGAAGCAUUAAUUCAGUGCUUAGUUCUAGUAUUAGAAAACCCCUUUGAUGUAAUGCCUUUAUUAACCCUUUGAGCAUUGUAAGAUAUACAAUGGGGGACAAAAGCCUUUCAGAUCAUUUAUUUAGACUUAGACCGGUAAAGUAUACUCUAUAUCCAAAUGUCUAAUUAUGCUGUUUUUUUAAGGGGGGUGGGUAGGAAGAGAAAGUGUUUCCACGCCGAACACUUGCAUUUUAUAUACAACUCUUAAUUUUUCUUCAAGAGGGCUUGAUAUAUUUAUUCCCAAAUAUUCACUGCCAUCUAAGUAAGUGUACUGUUUACAGAAAAAAAAAAAAAAUCAACUUUUCUAGCAUCACACCAUAGUCUCUAGAAAAGGAGGACAGAUACAUGGGCCUGGAUAGACCCAUGUCAUAACUGAUUUCUGCACAUUGAAGGUACCUAGAUUGCCUUUAAAAGGUAUAAAGAAAGGGUUAAGUUUCUUUUUUUUUUUUUCUUUUUUUCCCAAAACAAAACAAAAGAUCUCAUUUAUUUAGCUUUAGAAAGUACAAGUGUAAGUGAAGCCUUAGGAAGAAACGAGUUCGAGUGGAUUAAGAGAAUGUGAACUCUUUGGGGGCAGUUAGGCUAUUUGGAGUUAGAUCGCUCAUAAAAUAUUGUUUGGGAAUUUUGCCCAGGGCAUAAUUUUAUCUAUGCUCCAAAACUUUAAUACUUUGUCAAAAAAUUAUAUAUAGACAGAAUGGAGAGCAAAGCACUUGAUUUUAAGCUCAUUGUCAGGAGAUGCUAUGACUACUGCUUCUGGUAUCUCUAAAUGUCAGUCUGCUUACACCAUUGCUGAUUUUGUUCAAGGGAAUCUCUUCAUGCACUUGAUUCCCUGUUCCCUGUGUGAUCGAACAUGAAAGCAGUGUUGUCAGCAGAUGUGCUUAUGCUGCCCUAGCUGGGCGCAAAUAAGAGUGUAACCUAUUCUGAUGUCUAGUGAAAGGACAUCCAUAGCAUAGUGCAAGUAUGCCGUAAACCUUGCUUUUUAGGCAGUUUAGGAAGUCAAACCAUUCAAUUACUCAUGUGUUAACAUGCAAUACUCAAAGGGUUUUAAUUUAACUCUCUUCUUUUGAAUUCUUCAUGAUGAUUUACUGUAAAUGCUUCUCAGUUUGCAUGCCUUGAUCAUUGCUGCUAGUGAUUUUAUGUGCCAGUAGACCUGAGUUUAGUUUACCAAUUUUACUUAAAUAGUAAAAGCCACUUACAAAGUGACUGCCUAGGAUUUUUUUUCCCCUUUCCUUAAAAUAAUUGAUAAUAUGUUGUUUUUUUUGUUUGUUUUUUCUUUUUUAAGAAAAAUGUGUUUUGUCUCUUAUUUGAUUCUGGUUUGAUUCUUUUCCCCCCGUCUUUCCUUUGUUUUUUUAAAUAAAUUAUGAUGUUGGGAUUGGAAGCCCUGAGUAAUGAAAUCUUUGGUAAGAAUUGUUUAUGUAGCUCAAUAAUGAGGACAACAAAUCUUUUUUAGAAGAAUUUUGAUUCUGGGGAGGAAAGAAAAUAUUAAAACUCCCAUUGACUGUUGAUAACCGAGUAAAUUUUUCCUUCAGUAAAUUAGUAUUUUUGAAGAAACAAUAGCUUUGUUUUAACCUGGUAAACACAAUUUUAAAUGAUCCAAUAAAGAAGCUACUGAAUUGUAUUCAUUUAAAAAGCAUCUUUUGUACCAAAGCAAAUUUUUUUCUCUACUCAUCUCCAUCAUCAAUUUGGACCUAUGGUGGUGACCAAUGCGUUGGUUACAGAAACUUUAAGUGAGUGCCUUGAGAAAACUUGGAAAUUUGUGCCUGAGGUGGUAAACUUUUAAUUAGGUUAAUUGUAGUGCUUACCAAUCAGUAACUCCACUAUCACUCAGGGCUUUCGUACCUUCUGGGUCAAACUUCUUUCAUUGUGUUUUUUUACGAUACUGUAUUUUUUUUUAAGUGCCAUCAUUUAAAUUUCACUUAGUAAGUGGCCGAUUACAUUAUUCAGUCCCACAAGCACAGAAACAUAGUAACACUAGGAGAUAUUUGAACAUUUAUUUUACAAUCGACUGAAUAUAUUAUGUAAAUGAGGUAAGCAACUUUUGUAGAGAUUGUAUGUGUGAGAUAAUGUAAUGUUCUUUUCCAGUUUUUGGACUACAGUUGAAUAAACUUUUUAAUUAUUUAAAAACAUCUUUACCGAAUAACAUGUGAUGGUUUUUUGUAUAAUGUAUUUGAUUUUGUAAAUACGUAUUUCCUGAUGUGAUUUUUGUGAGAAAUGCUAAAUCUUUUAGUAUAUCAUGUCCUCUCAAAAUUGGCAGGAGCUAAAUAAUAGUUUGUGGGCGAUUUGUAUUGUGUACUGUACAAUAACUGGGGAACUUUUAUAAUUAUAAAAAUAUAUAUUAACUUUUAGUGUGUUGUUUAAACAAAUGACUGGAACAUACUAAAGAUAUUAGUAGGAUUUUUCUGAAUAUUUCAGACUUGAACUCAGGCUAGCUUUCUUGUGUUUUUCAAAACAAAAUGGUGUCUUGUCUUUUAAAAUCAAUAAAUUUGUUUCCUUGUUACAAAUA